This is a messenger RNA of Nylanderia fulva, 4836 nucleotides long. RefSeq lists its product as uncharacterized. Gene Ontology annotation, biological process: proteolysis. The record is from RefSeq and is a predicted model, not a curated record. Lineage: Eukaryota; Metazoa; Arthropoda; Insecta; Hymenoptera; Formicidae. Gene Ontology annotation, molecular function: aspartic-type endopeptidase activity; nucleic acid binding.
AUGGCCGACACUAAGGCAAUCAUUGCCACCGCCACAGUAUUAUACGGCAAGAUCUCUCGCGCGUACGAGAACCUUAGGAAGCUCGGCGAGGCCAAUAUCACCCUCGGGGCGGUGGAGGCCCGGCUUCUAAAUCUCGAGAAGCUGUGGGAGAAAUUCGACGGAAUUAACGAUAUGUUAGCCGAUCGCGUGGACGAAAUACGCCACGAUGUCUACGCAAAACAAGACAUCCCUUCGUUGGGCGAAGAGGCUUACCUGCUGAACAAGGGCCUCAUGCUCGACUUGAAGAGUGCUCUCCAGAUUCAACUGCAGGCAGCCAGCUCUACCUCGAUCGCAACAACGGCUUCCGCUCCUUGGACAGCGCUGCCGAAAAUCCAGCCGCCGACCUUCGCCGGAAAAUACGAGGACUGGCCUUCGUUCCGAGAUCUUUUCCAAUCAAUCAUCGGUAGGAACCAGGCAGCAAAACCUGUGGAGAAGCUGCAUUAUUUAAAGCUUUGCGUAAAGGGUGACGCUGAUCUGCUCAUUCGGAACCUCAGCACCACGGACGAUAACUACGACAUUGCCUGGAAGACGCUGAGUGACUAUUAUGAAAACAAAAGAUUACUGACGCGUAAUUAUCUCAACAAUUUUUUGAUGUUGACCAAGAUGAAGAGCGAAUCCGCCGCUGAAUUGAGGCGACUUUUCCACGGGGUCAAAACUACGGUCAGCUCACUAAAGAGCAUCGAUCGACCAAUAAACCGCACGGAAGACCUCUUCGUCCACCUAGUCGUCGAGCUACUCGACAAUCGCUCCAGGCGAGAAUGGGAGAGUGACAUCAGUCACACGACGAAUCCGCCUUCCUACUCCGAGCUGGAGGCCUUCAUAGAACGCCGACUUCAUACUUUGGAGGCGCUGUAUCCGGCCAGGAACGAAAGCGGCAGCCACAGCCCUUCGAAGUCAACUCGGAGCCACUACGUAAAAAGGCAAGACCCGAAAGAGAAGCCCAGGGGCCGGUGCUCCAUCUGUCAGGGGGACCACUUUGUGAUGUUCUGCGGCGACUACAAGGGCAAGACGGCGAUGGCUCGCAAACAGCUCGUCAGUGAACACAAACUCUGCUCAAACUGCCUUGGACGCCAUCAGUUUUCGGAGUGCGCUUCGAAGAAGACGUGUACAGCGUGUGGCAGUCAACAUCACUCCUCGCUUCACGACGCCUUCCGGGAAGCCGAGCCCUCUACGACUUCACAUGUGGCCCAAGGUACACAUUCUUCCUCCGCUACGGUGCUGCUCGCCACGACCAGGGUCCGCGUCCUCGACUGCCACGGAUCUUGGCAGUCCGCUCGCGCCCUAAUCGACCAGGGAUCCGAAUCAUCCAUCAUCUCGGAACGACUAGCGCAGCGACUACGACUCCCUCGAAUAGCAGCCGCCGUGAGUGUCUAUGGAGUCGGAGAAAGAAGGACCGAAGUAUCAAAAGGGAAGGUGAGACUUACCCUACAGUCGUGCCGCGGUGAAUCGUCCACCCUCGUCGACGCGUUAGUGCUGCCGAAACUUACCUUGUUCUCCGGAGGAUGCCACAGCCGUAUGAGCGCUUGGACCCAUCUGAAGGACCUGGAGCUCGCCGACCCGGAAUUCAGCUCCUCGGAUCCCGUCGACAUCCUGUUGGGAGCCGACGUAUAUGGGACCAUCAUUUGCCAGGGCCUACAAAAGGGAGGUCCUCAGGAGCCUGUAGCGCAACAAACCUCGUUGGGCUGGAUCCUUUCGGGUACCGUUAACUCGACGGCGCCCGGCCAACGUGUUUCCACUCACCACUGUCAAAUCGAGGAGGACAUCACCUGCUUGGUGCGGCGGUUCUGGGAGCAGGAGGAAGUUCGCCGGCCAUCUCCGAUCCUCACCAAGGCCGAACUGGAGUGCGAAGAACACUACCGGCGACAUCAUACUCGCUCUCCAGAUGGCCGGUACAUCGUGCGGCUGCCAACAAUCGAGCCUAUCCCUGACCUGUCGGGGACUCGACGCGCCGCAAGUCGUGCUCUGCAUCAUAUGGAAAAAAGAUUCAAGAAAGAGAGCGACUUCCAAAGCAUGUAUGUCGAUUUUAUGCAAAAUUACAAGGACCUUAACCAUAUGAUGCCUGCGCCAGAACCUGCUGAAUCGCAUCGAGGUGCCUGCUACCUGCCGCAUCAUGGUGUGUUGCGUCCAGACAGCACCUCCACAAAAUUGAGGGUAGUCUUCAACGGCUCGAGCUCCUUGCCAAACGGAGACUCCCUCAAUAACUACCUCUCAACUGGGCCAAAUCUGCUUCCUUCGCUAGCCGAUAUCCUGCUGCGCUGGCGACGUCAUCGUUACGUCUUCGCGACGGACAUCGAAAAGAUGUAUAGGCAGAUACUGGUGCACCCUGACGACCAAAACCUGCAAAGGAUAUUGUGGAGAGAGAACGCCAACGACGAAAUCAAGGAGUACUGGCUAGGUACCGUUACUUACGGUUUAUCCUGUGCUCCUUAUUUGGCGAUCCGCACUUUACGCCAACUGGCCGAGGACGAAGGACAUCGCUACCGAAAAGGAGCCCUCAUCCUGCUGAGCGACGUCUACAUGGACGACAUCCUGGCCGGUGCGGAGACCAUGGAGGAAGCCGAAGUCAUGCUGCAACAGCUGAUUGACAUCUGCAAGGCGGGCGGCUUUUCACUGAAAAAGUGGUCGGCAAACGACUCGCUAUUGCUGAACACAGUGGAGCCCGACGACCGUCUUCGACAAGAGGCCAGAUGGUGGCUGCCCGGAGAGAGUCACUCCACUCUCGGACUUCGAUGGCAACCGUGCAACGAUCGCUUCGCCUUCGCCACUCAUCAGAUCACCCUCUCGGCGGUCACCAAAAGAUCGGUCCUCUCCUUGACGGCGAAGUUGUUUGAUCCACUCAGCUGGCUGUCUCCAACUACUGUGCUGGCCAAGAUCAACAUCCAAACGAUCUGGCUACUGGGCCUUGACUGGGACGUGUCUCUGCCAACCGAGGAAUUAGGCAGUAUAGCGGACUCCCAUCAGGAAAUUCACGGGUUUGCCGAUGCCUCCGAACGCGCCUACGCCGCCGUCCUCUACCUGCGAACCAACACCAACGGAAGUAGCAGAGUGACGCUGUUGGCUGCGAAGACCAAGGUGGCUCCAUUGAAGCAGGUAUCCUUACCUCGUUUAGAGUUAUCGGCCGCCUGUCUUCUCGCUCGACUGGUCGCUCAUGUCGUCCCUCUUAUUGGAGCAGAGAAGGCACCUCUACACCUGUGGUCAGACUCCACUGUGACGCUCGGUUGGAUUCGGGGUCACCCCUCGUCGUGGGUCACUUACGUGGCUAACCGAGUGAGCGAGAUCCAGACGCUAACUCCAGGCGCCCACUGGCAUCACGUCCCCGGCCGAGAUAAUCCCGCGGACUGCGCCUCCCGAGGACUCUACCCCAGCGAGCUGGAGAAUCACUCACUCUGGUGGCAAGGUCCGUCGUGGCUGUCAGCCGGGAGCCACCCUUGGACGACCAACAGCGAGGAGCUUCCAGAGGAUGACCUCCCAGAGAGGCGAGUCCGCACCCACGUCUCCACCAUCGCCGAACUGAGGACCGAACCUGAGAUGCUGCUGCGAUACUCCUCGCUACAACGAUUGCUCGGGAUCACAGCGUGGUGCCGUCGCUGGUUGCGGAUCCAUCGUCAGCCCCACCACGAGCACGGCCAGCUCGGCUUGAUCAGCGCCGACGAAAUCGAGGAAGCCCGGAUCUCCUGGUUGAAGACAGUCCAGGCUGCAGCAUACAAAGAGGAAAUUAGGCAUCUACAAAGGGAGCAACCCCUGCCGUCGCGAAGCUCCCUGCUAAAGCUAAGUCCAUUUCUGGACAGCAAGGGGCUCCUACGCGUCGGCGGGCGCCUGAAACAUACUACCAAGCAAAUCGAACUACACUUGCCUCAUCAUAGACGAUCACCACAAGCGAACGCUGCACGGCGGUACCCAGCUGUCUUUGUGUUCUCUUCGCCAGGAGUAUUGGGUUCCUCGCGGUCGCUCGCUGGUGAAGAGCCGCAUCAGCCGCUGCCCUCCAGGGCAUUCCACCUCGACGCCGCCUCUGACUACACCGCCGACGCCUUCCUUGCCGCCUUACGCCGGUUCAUCGCCAGGAGAGGAGUAUGCCACUCGUUGUAUAGCGACUGCAGCACCACCUUCGGGGGAGCCGACAAGCAGCUAAAGCAACUGUUCUCCACCGCCAGUGCCGACGGACGCCGCAUAGCAUCCUGUGCCGCCCAAGAAAAAAUCCGGUGGCAUUUUAACCCGCCGGCGGCACCUAACUUCGGCGGCUUGUGGGAAGCCGCCGUGAAGGCCAUGAAGCAUCAUCUUCGGCGAGUCAUAGGUGAAGCAACCCUCACCUAUGAAGAGAUGGCGACCCUACUCGCCCAGAUUGAGGCCUGCCUCAAUUCCCGACCGCUGCAGCCAUUGUCUGACGACCCGGAGGAUUUAGCAGCGCUGACACCCGGUCACUUCCUGGUCGGCUCCGCUCUCGCGACGAUCCCCGAGCCGUCGCUCGAACAAGAGCCGUCGGCGCGUCUCUCCCGGUGGCAGCUCCUGCAACAAAUGAAGGACCAUUUCUGGUCUCGGUGGGUCAACGAAUAUUUAAACACGCUGGCCCAUCGACCGAAAUGGUCCCGAAUUAAUCAGGAGGCUCGCGUCGGUCGACUCUGCCUAGUACGGAACGAGAUCACUCUACCCACACGGUGGCCGCUUGCGCGCAUAACGCGACUGCACCCCGGUUCCGACGGUAACGUUCGCGUAGUCGACGUCCGCACCGCGAGCACCAAUUUAACGCGACCCGUGAAUAAAUUAGUAUUUCUGACCGACGGCUCCGAAGCUUCACCGUAA